AUGCCGCCGAAGCUGACCUCCAAGAACAUCUUCGAUGCUCUCUUCGACGAGCUCCCUGCAGAUGCCUUCAUUGACACCGGGCCGGCCUCUCUCAAGGAGGAGCUCAUGCUCGAGGCGGCCGGCAUGCUCAGCAGCACUGGCGAGGGCACCAGAGGUCAAGGCAGUGCCCAGAGGGGCGGUGCCAACGCCUCCAACAGUAGCGGUAGUGGAGGCGGCUCCACGAGCUAUCGGCGGCACCUCCUCCCUUCAACCUUUGUGGCGGCGACGGCGGCCAUCGUGCGCUCAAGCAACCGUUCAGCGCUCGUCGCGCCAGAGGACUCCGCAGCUGCUGCAGGCGCUGCGGCUGCUGAGCAGCGGGAUGGCCUGCACGACACCGACGUUCUGGACGCCGAGGACCUUGAGGACGGUACUUCAUCGCCGCUGUCGGCACAGGCACGCCCGCCAGCCUACACUUCGGCGCCUUCACAUGCAGCGGAGGUCUGCUGCGCCAGUGUCUUUCGCAGAGUUGACGAUGACGUGGAUGGCCGAAGUGGGGACCACUUUGCAGCGAGGCGGCGCGGCGGCGACGGUGAUGCCACGGAGGCGGAACGAGGUUUUGACAUGCAGAUGGACGCCGAGGACGACGCGGUCAAGGAGGCCACCAAGUACGCCGGCUGUGUGGCGGAAACGCAUGCGACCGAGGAAGCCAACACGGAGCAGCAGCCGGGGUCCUUUGGGCAGCCGAUCGGCGGCGGCGGUAAGCUGAACCCGCUUGAUGCUCGUCCUGUAGCGGGCAACGCAGGUGCCGGUAUCGGGCCCGGUGUCGGUGUAGUCAACAGUGGCACCGAGUUGUCCGUCAGCGGCGACGCUGCUGCUGAGAGGACCGUACCUGCGACAGCGACGAGUGUUACCGCGCAGUCGACAGCGGCCAUCAAAGCCGCUGAGCUGGUGGCGGUCGGGGCGUCGUCAGCCGCCGUCUCCGGAGCAGCGAGUCCGCAUGGCGAAGGUCAGAUCGGCGACCAGGCACUUCCCUCCUACGCGCAAGGUCGAUAUCAGGCUCGCGGCGCAGGGUAUACAUCCGCCAAUGGUGGCCAGACCGUAUCUGCAGGAGGAGGACCCCUUCUUCAGCGACCUCUCGGCGUUGCCCGCGCACCACAGCGAGGUGGCACUCUCACGGCGGCCGAGCAGCUUGCCCUCAUGCCUCCAGGUCUCGAUCGCGUGUACACCGGUGCCUGCGUCAUGUAUCGCCACCCGAAGAACUUUGGCUUCAUCUCGCCAGACAUGGGCGGGCCGGACGUAUUCUUCAUCACUGACAGCAUUGCCCUCUCCUUCACAAGACUGGCGCUUCGGGCCUUCUACCUGCGCAGCGGCAUGCCAGUGCCGCCCUCCGUCGCCGCCGCGUAUCGUGUCGGGGAGGCAAGCGACAGCUCAACGCCAUCUGGCGGAGAUGGGACACCGAUCAAAGGCGCGGCGACAGCUGUGGCGAACUCUGCAACGGCAGCGGACGCGAACAGCACGGUGCCAGCUCAAGUGUCGGCGCCGACCCCCGCGUUCCCCGGAGCUGCAGCAGGCGUCAGAGCUGCCAGAGAUAGACAGGCAACGAUUGCCGGCGCCGUGCUUGGCGAGGAAGGCGUUCUCGGGGCCACAGCUGUGUUGGCCACUCGGGCGGGGGACGCUGGCGACCGCAUUUCCAUACCGCCAACCACAGCAGAGGAGCUGACGUGGGCGGAGACGGCUGCUUCUCUGCUUACCAGCGCCACCGCGCGGCUUCUCCAGUACCAAGUGGAUCAAGGCAUCGGCGGCGGCCUUCGGGUUGGGGAUCGCAUGAGCUUCGUCGUCACCCGCAACCACGCCGCGCGUGGCGGAAACGGCCGCCUGCUGCGUGCGGAGUUCAUCCGCGGUGUGCCGGCGAUGCAGCUGGCGAUGCCCCUGGAGCAAAGCUGGUUCCACCCGUUGUUCCCUGGCGCUAUCGGCCAGAAGACCAGCGCUCCGUACGGCGCCUCAAGGCCACCACUUCCCCCUCCCUCGUCGUCCUCCGCUGAGGGCGCUGGCAGAGACGCGUCGAGUACAGGGGAGCCUCUCGCCUCCUUCGACUCUACCUCCACGACCCUCACUCGCUACACCGGCUGCGUGCGCACGUACGACGCAGAGGAGCAGCGCGGCUACAUUCGCUGCGAUGAGUCGGAUUGCAGCGGUGGCGGCAACACGCCUGAUGUCAUCUUCUACGCGCACUCGGUGCUUUGGGACUUGAUGCGCUGCCCGCCGUUGAAACGGCAGGUGAGGGAGAGCAUGCAGCUGGCCUACAGUGUAUGCGGGACGGAGCGGAACGGCAAGUACAUCGCUACACUCAUCACCACGCCGGACGGCGAGCCUUUCUGCGAGGAAAAUAUGACGUUCGCUGAGAACGUGCUGCCAUUUUUCAUGGCUGAGGGAGGUGGACCGAGCAGGCGGCGUGGACGUGACGAGGACAGUGGCGGUGUUGGCAGCGGCCGCGCUGUGAUGGGCAUGGACGGUGGCGCCGGCGCAAGUGCCGAGGGUGUUGGAGGCGACCGCAAGCGUGCGAAGGCAGCGGAAGACGACAUGUUACUCCUCUAUGCCGAGGAUGACUACCCGUUCAUGUAA
This is a messenger RNA of Leishmania mexicana MHOM/GT/2001/U1103, 2601 nucleotides long. RefSeq lists its product as hypothetical. The transcript has a single exon. The record is from RefSeq and is a predicted model, not a curated record. The coding region runs from base 1 to 2601 and encodes 866 amino acids. NCBI's taxonomy places the organism in Eukaryota, Euglenozoa, Kinetoplastea, Trypanosomatida, Trypanosomatidae.